CACAUCCCGUCCCGCCUCUGCCCCUGCCCGGGGAUGCUGAGCGCUGUCCCGGUGCUCGUGUCCCAGUGCCAGGUGGCCCCUACCCUCUCCCCACAGGCCGAUGGAUCCCGUCGCCCGCUCCUCAGGACAUCCUGUACCGCAGCAGUGUGUGCCGGAAGCUCCGGGCAGGCAGGUCUGGAGCCACCCUGGACUUCGCCAAGCAGCUGGGCCAUUUCUUUGAAGAUCAUCCAGAGGACGCGUUCGGCUCCAUGGGGCGGCUGCUGCACAAGAACUUCUACCUAGGCAACUCCAAACUGAAGAGGCCGGCCCGGAGCAGCACCAUCCGGAUGACGACCCUCAUGAAGGACAUUGACCGCCUGGAGGCCCGGCGUGGCUGCCACCGGCAGCACUUGGCCUCCCGCCUGCGCUGGUUCUCCCACCUGUGCCGUGACUGGCUCUUUGAGGUGCCACUGGGGCUGCUGGCAGACUGCCUGCACGAGGAGCUGCUGCUGCAGUGGUCUGACCUGCUCUUCGACGACAGCCUCACAGGGGGGGCGCUGGCCUGGCUGCCCCCUGGCGACACAGGGUCACGCACCGGCCGCCUGGUGUACCCUGGAGGGCAGGCCAUGAACCACCUCUUUUUCCAGGACAUGGUGCUGGAGGAGCUGCCCCGCGCCCGGGGCUCCCCGGCGCAGUUUGAACUCAGUGGGCGCAUCCGGCAGGUGGCUGCAGCCCGGGUGGAUGGCGAAGAUUUUGUUGGGGUCUGCUCAGACUAUCACUGCGGAGUUUGGAGGGUGCCAGGCAGGACAGGGACAGCUCCCACCCCGCUGCAGGUCAUCCGUACUGAUGUGCCUGCCUCCUGCCUCACUGUCAGCCCUCACCUCCCUGGGGAGCUAGCAGUCUGCACUCAGAGUGGGACCGUCUACCUCUGGAGCGUCGAGACAGGGCUGCAGCAGCUCCGCCAUGACGCCCAGACCAUGUUUUUUCGGGACCAUUCCCCCUGGCGGUGGAGCGACUUCACUGCCCACCCACGGGUGCUGAGCUGCGCCGACCGCACCGGCCUGCAGUGCCUGGAUGCCCGGGCCCCCAAGAAAUGCCACUUCGACUUGUUCAAGGUGGGCGAGGAAGCCGGCUGCCAGCAGGGCGAGCGCGUGGUGCUGCCCAUGUACCUGGGCAGGGCUCACCCCUCACAGUACCUUGUCACCACCCAGUUCUCCGUGUACGUGCUGGACGAGCGGUUGCCGCUGGUGCCUGUGCUGAAGUGGGCACACAUGAUGAAGGCCCCUCCGCUCUUUGCCCACCUGAUGCCAGGGGAUCCUGGGAGGACCCAUAAGGUGCUGCUCGGCGCAUCCCGCACCCAGGAACUGUUGCUGCUGCAAUACCGGGGGGGCAGCCAGUCGGCCUGCCAGCUGGCAGGGGCUCCACAGAAGCUGCACAGCAUCGCCGGGUGCCUGCAGCACCUGCCCACCCAGCUUCCACACCACCACCACCUGCUCCAGCAGCGCCUCGGAGCCCCGGCUGCAGGGCUGGCUGCCACAUUGCAGGGGGAUGGGACGUGCGAGACCAUGCUGGUUUUCCAGCUGUCCGAGGCUGGGGAUGUCUUCUGCCAGAGGCUGACCCACGAGGCAGCACAUCCCCCUUUACCCACCUCGAGGGAUGAGGCCACAACAGCCCCUGGCUCUUCCCCUCUCUUCGAGGCUCCUGCCAGCAGCCCACUGGGCUUGGGCAGUGAGGAAGAAGAGGAGGAAGAGCAAACGUUCUACUUGUCCAACCUGGAGGUGAUUAUCAACGAGGAGGAGGAGAACACAGGCACACCAGCACCCCCAGAGGAAGCUGAACUACCUCAGGAGCCCUGUGCCAGCCCCCAGCCCAACCCAGCUGUGCCCAGCCCAGCUGCAGCCCUGCGUUACCACCGCUGGUUGAGGGCUCUUUUCAGAGGCUGCAGGGAGCCCCCCCAGAACUCCUUGCCCCCCAGCCUCAGCCAGAGGCGCCUCUUCACCCGCAAAGAGCUGGAGGGGCCAACAGGUCCCACUGCCCUGCAGAGGCAGGUGCGGCAGUGGCUGCGCCAGGUCAUGCGGGAAGGGGGCCACAUCCAGCACUGGGAGCCUGUGGCCCUCCAUACCCCUCCCCUGCCGCAGCCCCUGGAGCCAGAGGGGGAUCUGGACCAUCUGAGCACCCGUCUGAGAGCAGCCUGGUCUGGGGACUGGGAGCAGUGGUGGGAGGACAGGACGAGCUUCAGCGUGGCACAGAGACAGCGGGCGCUGCGGGAGCGGCGGCGGCGGCAGAAACGAGCACGGGGCCGGCGCAGCCUCUCGGCCAGUUUUACGUCCUCCCUCACCUACCAGUCGGAGCUGUCUGAGCUCAGUGAUGCAGGACCCCCGCUGCUCUCCCCUGGCCGCCCACACAUUCUCUCCCAGGAGGGCUCCCCCUCAGCCAGCAGCCCCCUACCCGGCAGCCCCCCAGCCUCGCCAGCACCCGAUGAAGCCCUGCUGUCCUCGCAGAGCCUGCACAGCCGCGGCAUCCCCAAGGAGCGGCGGAAGACGCUGCGGGACUACCUGUCGGUGUGGGCUGAGGUGCCCCCUGAGCCCCCAGAGCUCCCUGGCAGCCAGGCCAGCCAGCUCUGCAUCCCCUCCUCCCAGAGCCAGCUCUCUUCUGCCUCGCAGACCCGCCGCAAGCGGCCGCGCAUGGGCUUCUGAGCGCCAAUAAACCCGCCUGGGACAGCCUC
Messenger RNA from Empidonax traillii (willow flycatcher), 2704 nucleotides. It is a transcript of the gene TAF1C, whose product is annotated as TATA-box binding protein associated factor, RNA polymerase I subunit C. Gene Ontology annotation, cellular component: fibrillar center. Lineage: Eukaryota; Metazoa; Chordata; Aves; Passeriformes; Tyrannidae. Gene Ontology annotation, molecular function: protein binding; RNA polymerase I core promoter sequence-specific DNA binding. The coding region runs from base 249 to 2675 and encodes 808 amino acids. The transcript has 12 exons. The record is from RefSeq and is a predicted model, not a curated record. Gene Ontology annotation, biological process: transcription by RNA polymerase I.